AGACUCUCUGCUUGGACAAGAAUCAAUAGCUCUUCUACAGACUUAAGCAAUCAGUACUGCAGUGCCCUCAGCACCUCCCUGUGCAGUAUGUUGUUAAACAGUUGUUCUUUUAAGCUCUUCCAGAACAGAGCACCCACUGACAUGGUUGUGUUACGCUGGAGGACUGGUAGGUAAAUGCACUCCGGCAGAAAGCAGGAAUCUCUUUCAAGGAUUUUUAUCUAGCAGUAUGUACGCUUGGGACUUUGGGAUUAUUUGCUUUGUAGGAGGUCCUUAAUGUGUAAGCCGAAUGCUUUGUUUAAUGUCUUACACUCAGUCCUGUGCAGCAAGGAGGGCACAGAUGGGAGUUCAGCUGAUUUGCUAUUGCGGCAUUCCUCGGCGCUGGUGGGAGAGGGAGAGAGAGACUGAUGACUCAUCAAGUCAGGUGGUUGUGCCUCUGCUGUGUGUCAGAAAUUUCUUUCCCCUCUGCAGCAGGCUUUCUCAUCCCUCUGUGUAGGGGCACUAGAAGGACAAUUAUUUUUGUGAGUGGUAGCGCUUAACUGCUGAAUUCUGGAUUUGCUUCAUUGGGCCUGUGGAUUUUUGUAACUCCCUGUUUCUGCAAAAUAAGUUGAACAGGCAAAAUGGACUUCUCCAAGCUGCCUAAAAUCCGAGAUGAGGACAGAGAGGCUUUUGUUGGCUAUGUCCAUGGAGUCUCUGGACCUGUGGUCACGGCGUGCAACAUGGCUGGUGCUGCUAUGUACGAGUUGGUACGAGUAGGCCACAGUGAACUGGUGGGGGAGAUUAUCCGACUGGAAGGUGAUUUGGCGACUGUUCAGGUGUAUGAAGAAACAUCUGGUGUCUCUGUAGGAGAUCCUGUACUCCGUACUGGCAAACCCUUGUCAGUGGAACUAGGGCCUGGCAUUAUGGGAGCUAUUUUUGAUGGUAUCCAGAGGCCUCUAUCUGACAUCAGCACUCUGACCAAAAGUAUCUAUAUCCCUAGAGGUGUCAACGUGUCAGCUUUGAGCCGAGAUGUCAAAUGGGACUUCAUGCCUUCCAAAACUCUUCGGGUUGGCAGCCACAUCACUGGUGGAGAUAUUUAUGGUGUGGUGAAUGAAAACUCCCUUAUCAAACACAAAAUCAUGCUGCCACCACGGAACAGGGGUACAGUUACAUACAUUGCUCCGCCAGGAAACUAUGACACUUCAGAUGUUGUCUUAGAGCUGGAGUUUGAAGGUGUGAAGGAGAAGUUCACUAUGGUCCAGGUCUGGCCUGUACGUCAAGUCCGUCCAGUUACUGAGAAGUUACCAGCCAAUCAUCCUUUAUUAACUGGCCAACGGGUCUUGGAUGCCCUCUUCCCGUGUGUACAAGGAGGUACAACAGCAAUUCCUGGGGCAUUUGGUUGUGGGAAGACUGUGAUUUCACAGUCUCUCUCAAAAUACUCCAACAGUGAUGUCAUCAUUUACGUAGGCUGUGGAGAAAGAGGAAAUGAAAUGUCUGAAGUACUGAGAGAUUUCCCUGAGUUAACCAUGGAAGUUGAUGGCAAGGUAGAAAGCAUCAUGAAGAGAACAGCUCUUGUAGCAAAUACCUCCAACAUGCCUGUGGCUGCCAGAGAAGCCUCUAUCUAUACUGGCAUCACCCUGUCUGAGUAUUUCCGGGACAUGGGCUACCAUGUCAGUAUGAUGGCAGACUCUACUUCCCGAUGGGCUGAGGCCCUCAGAGAGAUUUCAGGGCGACUGGCUGAAAUGCCAGCUGACAGUGGUUAUCCAGCCUACCUUGGUGCCCGUCUAGCCUCUUUCUAUGAGCGAGCUGGCAGAGUGAAGUGUCUGGGAAAUCCUGAAAGGGAAGGCAGCGUCAGCAUUGUUGGAGCUGUCUCUCCCCCGGGUGGUGACUUCUCUGAUCCUGUCACAUCUGCAACACUGGGCAUUGUUCAGGUUUUCUGGGGCCUGGAUAAGAAACUGGCACAACGCAAGCACUUCCCCUCUGUUAACUGGCUGAUCAGUUACAGCAAAUACACUCGUGCUCUGGAUGAAUACUAUGACAAGCAUUUUACAGAGUUUGUUCCUCUCAGGACAAAGGCCAAAGAAAUCCUACAGGAGGAAGAGGACCUUGCAGAGAUUGUGCAGCUUGUGGGGAAGGCUUCCUUGGCAGAAACAGAUAAAAUUACCUUGGAGGUUGCCAAGCUGAUAAAAGACGACUUCUUGCAGCAGAAUGGUUACACACCUUAUGACAGGUUCUGCCCUUUCUAUAAAACAGUGGGAAUGCUUUCCAAUAUGAUUGCAUUUUAUGACAUGGCACGCCGUGCUGUAGAAACCACAGCCCAGAGUGACAAUAAGAUCACGUGGUCCAUCAUCCGAGAGAACAUGAGUGAAAUCCUCUACAGACUUACCUCCAUGAAGUUCAAGGACCCUGUCAAAGAUGGUGAAACAAAAAUCAAGGCGGACUAUGCUCAGCUGUUUGAGGAUAUGCAGAAUGCAUUUCGCAGUCUGGAAGACUAGACUCAACCUCUGUGACCACUCCAGUUUGUCCUCUCGGUUCCUCAUCUCAACUCCUCUGCUUCCCUACCUUACAAGAAUGAUGCAACAGUACUUGAGUUGAUACCUAGCCCUGUGUUUCCCCUGUUCAUACUCAAGAGAGUGUCCUUACAAAACAUUCCUCUUAGUUUGUGUUCGGCAUUGCUUGGUGUGUCUGAAAUGGUGAGUGAUGAGUGAAUGGGCCUGGCUGAGUGAGGAAAUGCUGUUGUACACUUCUAGGGUGGGAAAAACUUCACCUUGCCUCUCCCAGCUCGCUUGGUAACCCAUCUUUCACCUUGGGAUGUAACCAAAUGAGCUGUACGGGCAGGGGAGGUGUAGAUCUUAAUGCAGUCACAUGGUACGUUCUGAGCUGGCAGUGGUAAGGGCAUUUACAUCUGGCACUUUGCUACGUACUAUUAUGAUGCAGAACUCCCUAUUCUGAAGCAGAAUUUUUGACCAUAUCCUGAUGACAUGUUGAUACAACCAAAAAUUUUUCACUACUGUUCCUUUUGCAGCCUUCAGCUGGGUCAGUUGGUAUUGCAAUGUGGUAGUCCUGGAUCUCUCCAAGGGACUAACUAGAAGAUAAGCAUGUACAAGCAACCAGUAUGAUUUUGUACACUGGAAAAAAGAGUUUUAUUUUCCUGCUUAAUACAGAUAGGACUGUUGGACUUGGCAUCAGCUAAAAUCAAAGCCAUAGAUGCUCAGCUUCCAGCAAAAGUGUACCUUCUUGCCUCCCACUCACCCCUUAAAAUGUCAUGAUGCUCAGCUGUUUCAGUGUGUGAAGCCUGUGACUGCUGCCAUGUUCUGCAGGACAUGCACAGCAUGUGAUGCCAUGUGUGUGGACCAGGAGCACAGUCCUUGCUCAGUGGGGCUGUCUGCCAGUGCAGUGGCCAUGCCAAGGAAAGGAAGGCAGGCAUGUGCUUAACCUUCCUUGUCCACCUGUGCUCACGUGGCCUGUUUGGUGGUGGCACAGAAGGUCCCCAGUUCUCAUGUAAGAGGAAUGUAUGAUGCUACACUUCUUGGGGCAGGGGAUGAACAGAGGGAAGGCUGAGGAGUACAAAGUGUAUUUACUCCUGUCUUGUUGAUUACAAUGCAAGAGAAACCAGUGACUGGUCAUCUUCUCUGUGCUCUGGAAGCACUCUGUCAAGCAGCUGAAACUGCUGUGUCUUAGGCUUGCUUGUUGGCAAAAUGUGUAUGAGGUGAGGAGUGAGCAGAGCGCAGCCUUUCUGUCAUACUCCAAGAGCCCAGCUCUCACACCAUUGCUGCGGAGUGAGAGAGAGAAAAAUGCUGGCAUCUUCUCCACUCUCUCCCACUCACUUGUGUCAGGUGGCAUCCAGUGCUGCUUUGUUACAGUCAUGGUUUCAUGACAAGUCACCACUGGUUGUGGUGGUGUGGCCAAGUGUUAACUCUGCACCCACCUCUUUCCACCAGCUGCCGGCUUUGAACAGUAGCAAUGCAAAGUCUCGCACUAUGGACCAAAUGCUGCCACUUCAACUAUGAUACCAACUCGUAGUUUGUCAGGGACAGCCCAGCUGAAACUUAAAGGGAUUAACUAUUUUUGGUUCUCCCAAAAGGAGCUACUCCUCCACCUGAUACUCUGGUAGUGAAUGGUUAAGUUUACAGCUCACUAAACUUUCAGUGUAUGCUGCUUAUUUUACCAAUGAGCAUGUGUGAAUGAGUAGUCACCAUUCAAGCCCCUGCUGGAUUCCUCAUUGUUUGUACCCUUCACCACUGUACUAUGUAGCAUUUCAUGCUAGAAAACAGAUGUUCUUAUCUCUUUACAUAGAGGAUGUUAUAAACUUUACAGAAGAUGUCUAAGGUAAUGCAGUUCUAAUAUUUAUUGUGCUGUACCUGGCCCUGAAGUGUGACCAGUUCAAACAGUUUCCUAUAUAUUUUUGUCAUUUUUUGUUUUGUGUCUGUUUUCAGUGUUGAGAUUCUGAUGUUCACUGUGUCCUGCAAGUCUUUCCUCCACAGCUGUGGGAAGGAUGAAAAGAGGGGCAGAACCCCACCACCUACUUUAUCUUGUAUAUUUCAUAAUGUAUGUUGCUGGAAAUUGUGUAAAAAAGAAAAAUAAAAAAAAGUUGGAGUCAAUGAAAAUAAAAUGGCUUUAAAGUA
Messenger RNA from Apus apus (common swift), 4601 nucleotides. It is a transcript of the gene ATP6V1A, whose product is annotated as ATPase H+ transporting V1 subunit A. The transcript is spliced from 15 exons. Gene Ontology annotation, molecular function: proton-transporting ATPase activity, rotational mechanism; ATP binding; ATP hydrolysis activity. NCBI's taxonomy places the organism in Eukaryota, Metazoa, Chordata, Aves, Apodiformes, Apodidae. The record is from RefSeq and is a predicted model, not a curated record. Gene Ontology annotation, biological process: proton transmembrane transport; ATP metabolic process. The coding region runs from base 618 to 2471 and encodes 617 amino acids. Gene Ontology annotation, cellular component: proton-transporting V-type ATPase, V1 domain; lysosomal membrane.